AAGUUUCAACUCUGAAACUUAUUAUACUACUCCUAUUGAAAUUAAAUUAGUUCUAACAUCUCGAGUAGUAACUAGUUUGUAAGCUACAAGGUAUUCUAACGAUCUUAGAUAGAAAGCUACAAAGUAUUAGAUAUCUUUCCACUCAUAUGAUUUUAAAUUUAUCUUAUUGGAUGCUUAAUCUUAAUAGACUCCGUUCUUGAGUUUCAUCUUGAUUGAGUUUUGCUCCCUUGUGUGAUCUAAAUUAUACUUUUUGUCUUUGCUUAACAUUAUUUUAUACUACCGUAAAAUAGUGAGAUCAAUCUUUAUUCUUAUCAUCUUUCAUUUUUUCUUGAUUCAUCACCCUUUAAACAGUAAAAAUAUCUAGAGAGUUUUUGCUAAAGUCGUAUAGAAGUAUGCAUGAAAUCGUGUCUUUAACUUUUACUAGUGACUAUAGCAUGAUGUUCUUUUUUAGAAAAAAAAAAUCGAAAAUUAAUCGAACCGUACCGAUACGGAAGAGAAACCGAGAUGAUGGGACAGUUUCGAAAAUUAUAAUUUUGGUUCUACAAAAUCAAAUAAUUGAAAAAUUGGUAUGGUAUAAAUUUUAUAAAAUAACCGCCCGAACCGUACCAUUGACACCCCUAGAUGGGAGUAAAGAAAGAGAUCGGUGAAAUUUGCUACUUUCUUUUUAUUUUUCCUAAAAAUGGUGGGAGUAGUUUGACUUUGCUAUUUCUUGUUAAUGGAGAUUUCUUCUACAAGGUGGUGAUUUAAGGUGGAGGAAAGGUUGGAAGAAGAGAGAAGGAAGAAGAAAGAUAAAAAAAAAAUUAAAAAAAUUUAAGGUCUUCACACUCCUUCUGGUUUGCAAUUCACCCAAGUUGUGAGAGAGUUUCCUACCUCAACUAUCAUGUAAGAAAAGUAAACAACUAAUAGUUGAGUUGUGUUUUGCUAACUAGUUGGUGAUAGAUUAGAUAAGAAACUCUCACACCUAAUAAUUUAGGUUGGAAACUAAAAAAAAUUGGAUACUUGAAGUAUGUUGUUAACCCUUAUCUAGUUAAGGUCGAGGGAUAUCCCAUCCAUGUUACACAAACGUCAUCUAUCAGCAGACGAAGCCAGAAUUUAUGUCAAGGGGGUUCAAAAAUAUAAAGAAGUCAUAAAUGAAGAAGCUAAGGGGGUCAACGUCUACUAUAUAUACAUAAAAAAUAAUUUUCACCUUGUAUAUAUAGUGUAAUUUUUCGCUGAAGGGAGUUCGGAUUGAACCCCGGGGCUCUUAUUAGGUCCGCCACUGUCUAUCAGUACAUGGGCUGCAUCGAAGAAGCCAUAGAGAUGGAACGUAAUUUAUAUACGAAACAUGCAAUAUAAUCUUAAAAAACAGAGGGCCCUCUGCACUUGUCAAGUAGUUGAACCUGGCACCUAAUUGGCCCCCUCUCCCUCUAUCCACGGCGGCACUUAGUGAUUUAUCUGUCCAUUAUAUUAUAGUCCACUGCUUAACCACCGUGUCACACAUUUCAACUUCAAUCAAUUUACCAUUGCCAACUUCAUUGACAAAUCCCAAAACAACGACAACCAAUGAAGAUCUUCAGUUGGGUUCAGCGUAAACUUAAUCAGAAAGAUGGAUUAUUUGAUCGGAAUGUGAAGAAAGAUGAGGUGAAAAUUAACAAUGCGAAUAUUGGGGACACACAACUUCUCCUUCAAGAUGCCUCUAUGGCACAUUUGUUGGAUAGCUGGAAAGGAGGAAUUCUCACAAUCGGUACAUUAGGAUUCGACCAGCUAAUAAAAGAUCAAAGUUGUGACCUAGACGACGAUUUUAUUGAUGAAGAAUGUGAAAUUACAAUUAAUGAUCAUGAGGAAGAUCAAGAAGAGCUAAAUCCCUUGAUGUAUGCAAAUGGACAUGAACAAAGUCAUGAGGCACCAAAAGCAAAUGUGAUUAUGGGCAUUGAUGGAAACACACUUGCUAGAAGAUUAACUGAUGAUGAUGAUGAGUCAAACAACGGCAGCAAGAAGGAAAGGAUCACAUUGGCAGAUUUGUUCUCAGCUGAUUUUUCUGAUAAGAAGAAAGUCCACCUUCCGGAUUUGAACGUGACUAAUAAGAAAACGUCGAAACCCCAAGUGAAACUUGGAGUUUCUUUUGCUAAGAAGUUUAUUCCGCGAGUCCGGGAGGAUUCUCGUCCCAUCCUCAAACUACAGCAAUUGAUGACUAGGGCGUUGAAAAGGAAGGUUCAUCCAGACAUGGAAAGCAAGAAUCAUAAGAACAGUCGGGUGAUUGGAGCAGCUGCUGCCAAUAUGCUCGAGCUUUCCCAUGUCACCUCCGAAUCUAUUUCGCUACUGGAAAUACAAGAAACCACUGCCUAAGCUGUGAGCUCGAUUCUAAUGGCUUUGAAGAGAAGCACUAUUAAUUAUUUUGUGUUUGUCAAGUUGUAAUUGCUUUUCAGCUAAUGACCAUAUGUACCUGUUGGUGAAAGUCAUAUGUUGCGAACGGCUAGACCCCCUGAAUUCUACGAUGUUAAGUGGCUUUUGGUCUUCGUUAAAACAAGAUGGUUAUAAUAAAUGAAGACUUUUGUAACCGAUGAUUUUAAAAAUAUCAUAAUAUAAUUUCUACGUUUAUAUUUGACUUGGCA
This is a messenger RNA of Lycium barbarum (goji berry), 2591 nucleotides long. Its product is annotated as protein TILLER ANGLE CONTROL 1. The record is from RefSeq and is a predicted model, not a curated record. The transcript is spliced from 5 exons. Bases 1543 to 2325 code for a protein of 260 amino acids. NCBI's taxonomy places the organism in Eukaryota, Viridiplantae, Streptophyta, Magnoliopsida, Solanales, Solanaceae. Gene Ontology annotation, biological process: morphogenesis of a branching structure.